GAGGCCGAUCAGAGCGGGCGAGGCGAUGGUGGCGGUCGGCCACGGCGCGCACCCGGCCUUCUGGAGGACGCCGACGCCGUACCUCCUCCUCGGCUUCGCGCUCAUGAUGGGGAUCAUCGCCGUGGCGCUGCUCGUGCUCGUCUGCACGGACAGCAAGCCGUCCGGGUCGUCGUCGCGGCGGGGGAGCGCCGGCGAGGACGCGUCGGCGCGCGGGAUGGCGCCGCUCGACAGGGAGCCCAAGGUCGUCGUCAUCAUGGCCGGCGACGACUUGCCGUCCUUCCUCGCCAGCGCCAGGCCGUUCGCCUUCCCCGCCGUGACCGCCGCCGACGCGGGGGAGCCGCGCGGGGAGGACGCGUCGUAGGCGCGGCGCGGCGCGGCGCGCGCACCCGUGUACCCUCUGCCGGACGCGGGCCCAAUUUUGGUCGUCGGAUUUUCUCCUAGGAUUUUCCCCGCGUGUUCUGUCUGUAGAAUCUAAUUAGCAGAGAAGAUAGAGCUGUUGUUUGCGUUCUUGGUGAGGUGAGCGGCGCGCCGGCGGCGUGCGUUGAGAUCUGUGAACGCAAAUGGAAUUUUGGCCUGCAUAUUCAAUAAAUGCAUGACGCUCGCUUUGCUGCUCUCCAGUUCGAUUUCCAAUUGAAAUUGCCACACUUUUCGUUUGGGUGGGUGAUAUUAUAAAUACUCGCCCGUCGUCGUCAUUCUAGGAGACUGUCUCUCUUGAAAGUCUCGCAGUCGCAGGUCACAACGAGUCAUCUAUCUAUAAUGAGUAGUAUAUGUUUAUCAU
This is a messenger RNA of Triticum urartu, 778 nucleotides long. Its product is annotated as protein GLUTAMINE DUMPER 6. The record is from RefSeq and is a predicted model, not a curated record. Lineage: Eukaryota; Viridiplantae; Streptophyta; Magnoliopsida; Poales; Poaceae. Gene Ontology annotation, biological process: regulation of amino acid export.